AUGAAUACUCUAUAUAACUAUUCCAGGUUACUCUGGUUCAUACUAACGUUGAGUGCUUUCGCCGGCGCGGUCUACUGCGGCCUGAAUCAGUAUACACGGUACAGUUCGGAGCCUGUGGUGGUCUCAUUGCAGCGCGACUAUCGGGCCUGGUGGUCCACUUACCCCGCAAUCACUGUCUGCUUCCAAGAGCGAGUGAACCCAGAGUUCGCGAGGAUUGAAAUAGAAAGAAUUUGGAACGUAACCGAAUACUCCGAUUUGGAACUAUUCCAAUACUACUAUGGUUUUAUCGAGCAAGUGGCUGAUGUAUCAUUCAGGACUAAUUUGCAAAACUUCUGGAAAUACCAAAGCGACGACACUGUGAGAGAAGUAGAUUUAUUGAAAUUGGCGCGCGCUGUGCAUCCCAACGUGUCGCUCGGAGUCACCGUGUCACAGACUAACAAGAAGGUCCGUUGGAUACCAGUUAUGACUGAAGAAGGUCUAUGUCAUACACUCAACUCUGUCUACGCUGAAUAUCAGUUUCUCCGACAAGAAGAAGACUGGGAACAGCAGGAGCUGCUGAAAUGUCACUACCAUAGUGGACAGUGCUACGUCAGAAUUAAUACCGCAACUAACGUGGCAAGAUACUUCGUGCAUUCGCCGUUCGACAUAGCGACAGCAAUAUCCAACCCCACGGGUGAAGUGAUGCCUAACGAAGAAUUACACAUAGAUUAUAAAGUCGUGGAAAUCCAGGCAGCAUCACGCGUGAAGACACUAACUCCGGAGCAAAGACGGUGUCGGUACCCUGACGAAUGGCUUAGCACUGCUAUUCAGGCGUACAGUUUCGGUCUAUGCCAGAUGCACUGUCGAAAUCGUAUGGCAAUCAUGUUUUGCGGAUGUCGGCCGUACUUCCAUAUCAAAGGAGGUGAAAUACGAUUUUUUUUUAAUUAUUCAUUCCAUAACAGCUUGUUCUACAAGCCUUUUUGUAUUAUAAAACUUCUGUUUUUUUUUUUAUUUGAAAGGAUCGCACAAUAAGUGCGAAGUGAAAAGGGUCUUUGAAGGGUAAAAUUGAAUUAUACAGCGAAUAAACCAAUAAACAUGGAAUAAAGGUGUAAAUAUCAUCAAAUUGAGAGUCUGGUUUGGUCUGGUUUACAUUCUGCCAGCACAGUAGGACAGUUGCACUGAUUACUUAUGCAUUGCUUUAGCUCAGUGGCGUCAGUUAGCAACUACAUUAUGCCAGUUGUAUACCUGCAUUUUUUGUGUUACUGUCCAACUGUACUGGCAUAAUGUGAACCAACCAUUAUGUAACAAUGAUAGUUGAACUAUUUCGAUCGUUAAACUCCUUUAAUUUUAAACCAAUAGAAAAUACUUGACAUUGCAAAAAAUAAAUCAAACAACCAAACGUCAUUUUCUCAAACUGUCGCUCAUAUUUUAUGAAUUAAUAAAAUUAAAAUUAAAAUCAAACAUCAAUAGCAAAAUUUCGUCUGUAAACAAAAAUAUAU
Molecule: messenger RNA, 1478 nt
Organism: Papilio polytes (common Mormon)
Lineage: Eukaryota; Metazoa; Arthropoda; Insecta; Lepidoptera; Papilionidae
Exons: 7
Coding region: 1-1011 (336 amino acids)
Biological process (GO): sodium ion transmembrane transport
Cellular component (GO): membrane
Molecular function (GO): ligand-gated sodium channel activity
Source: RefSeq, a predicted model, not a curated record